CCAAGUCCCACUGUUUGUAUUUUACCGGAACGUCAAGGUACAUACAUCCAUGUGCCGCCUAUAGCUCUGUAUCACCCUACCAACAAACACUCUACUUAUUUUAUUGGCCUUUUUUUAUUCCCUCGUUCGUUCUCUCUGAUUCUGCGCCCCCAUUAUACAGGCUCAUUGCUCCAACGAACCUGUUCCGGAGCAUGGAUCCCCUCCUGGCUAUAUGGUAAAUUUUCCGUUAGGAGUUCGGUUGAUACAUGGGUUCUGAGAAAAAGAAAAUGCAACCCGCCAGUUUGGUGCUAUAAUACAUUUUCUCGGUCCGUCAGUCCGCUUGAUCUUCUUUAGCAGGAUCAUUUCAUACAUCCCCGUUUAUGGGAUUGUAUGUCGAUACUGUUCACCUUUCUUAUAUCUUCACCUCGUCCUCCCCAUCUCAGCAGCAGGAUCCUGCCUUUCUUUUCUUUUUAAUCUUCAGUUCGUGCGCAAUUCAUGCUCAGGCCAACAAAGCUAAGUCUAGUCUUUUAAGACGUUGAACCAAGUGGCUUUGUGUACCAGAUAGACUGUUUUGUUUCUUUGUCCCUCUUUUAUAUGUGUCCCAUUGUCCAGUUUCCCGACCAUCAUGUCCAAGCUAUUCUCCAAAAAGCCCAACGCGGGGGCCACCAUCCAGGCUCAGGAAGAAGCUCCCCGGUUCGAAAAGGUUUCGUGGACCAAGGAGCCUGGUCUCCGUCAGCUCUACUUCUAUGCCGUCGUUCUUUGCGUUGCCUCGGCUACUACAGGUUACGAUGGCAUGCUGUUCAACAGUGUCCAGGCCUUUGACACCUGGAAGGACUACUUUGACAACCCUCAGGGUCAGAUGCUCGGCUUGCUUGGAGCGCUGUAUCAGAUUGGCAGCAUGAUCUCUAUUUUCUUCGUGCCUUUCUUCACAGACCACUUUGGUCGCAAGGUCCCUAUCGUCAUAGGUUGUGUCAUCAUGAUUGUCGGCGCCGUCCUUCAAGGAUGCUGUCAGAACCUUGCCACCUUUAUGGGUGGACGUGUGAUGCUUGGGUUUGGCAACAGCUUCACUCAGCUUGCAUCUCCCAUGUUGCUCACCGAGAUCUGCCAUCCCCAACAUCGUGGCCGGUUGACCACAGUUUACAACUGCCUGUGGAAUGUUGGUGCCUUCGUUGUGGCAUGGCUGUCAUUUGGCACGAACUACAUCCCCAAUGAGUGGAGCUGGCGUAUCCCAUGCAUCCUCCAGGGCCUGCCAUCCCUGAUCCAGCUCACCUUCAUCUACUGGGUUCCCGAGUCUCCUCGUUACCUCAUAGCCAAGGACAAGCACGACCAGGCUCUUGCUAUGCUUGCCAAAUAUCACGGAAAUGGUGAUGCUCAGCACCCCACCGUUCAGUUUGAGUACCACGAGAUCAAGGAGACACUGAAGUUGGAGCUUGAGCACAAGAACGCUAGCAAGUACUCCGAGUUCCUGCGCACAAAGGGCAACCGCUACCGCCUCGCCAUCCUGAUCUCUCUCGGCGUCUUCUCCCAGUGGUCCGGCAACGCCAUCAUCUCCAAUUACGUCGCGGUUCUCUACGACACGGCCGGCGUCAAGGGCUCGACCGACAAGCUCGGCCUGGCCGGCGGCCAAACCGUCCUGUCCACCAUCGUCUCCAUCAGCAUGGCGCUGCUGGUCGACCGCGUCGGCCGCCGGCCCAUGUUCCUCGCCUCGACCUGCGGCAUGUUCUUCACCUUUAUCUUUUGGACGCUGACCUCGGGCCUGUACGAGGAGAAGGGGUUGGACGGCGCCCGCUUCGCCAUGAUUUUCUUUAUUUGGGUCCACGGCAUCUUUUACUCGCUCGCCUGGUCCGGCCUGCUCAUCGGUUACGCCAUCGAGGUCCUGCCGUACAAGCUGCGCGCAAAGGGCCUCAUGAUCAUGAACGUCUGCGUCCAGGCCAGUCUGACACUCAACAUCUACGCCAAUCCCCUCGCGUUUGAGCACUUUACUGGUCACUUGUGGAAGCUGUACUUGAUCUACACUUGCUGGAUUCUCGGCGAGGUCGUCUUCGUCUAUUUCAUGUACGUUGAGACCCGCGGCCCGACCCUCGAGGAGCUGGCCAAGAUCAUCGACGGCGACCAGGCCGAGGUCGCCCGAGUGGACCUCGACAGCAAGGCCUACUCAGAGGACCACAUCCUUGGCCGCAGCAGCACCGAAAAGGUCCCGGGCCGUGCCGCCGUCUGAGCAGGAUCAGUCGAGAAGUAGACGGGAAGAUUCUAUUUGUCUCUCAAUCGCCCGGACUUGGAAGCUCGGGAGGGGGGAAUACUUAUGACCUGAACUUUUUAAGAACAAAAUGACCUCUUCUGUAUGAGACGAGAGGCUCUGUCAGUCCUCUUGUUCACUCUGUCCGCUGUUUUGGGCAUGAUUUUUCUUUCUUCAUUUUUACGCUAUACUUGGAUAUAUCACUUCUUGGACUGUAGAUGAUUAAUGUGAUACCUUC
Pyricularia grisea is the source of this 2453-nucleotide messenger RNA. RefSeq lists its product as uncharacterized. Gene Ontology annotation, cellular component: membrane. The record is from RefSeq and is a predicted model, not a curated record. The coding region runs from base 605 to 2197 and encodes 530 amino acids. Gene Ontology annotation, biological process: carbohydrate transport; transmembrane transport. The transcript is spliced from 7 exons. Gene Ontology annotation, molecular function: carbohydrate:proton symporter activity. Lineage: Eukaryota; Fungi; Ascomycota; Sordariomycetes; Magnaporthales; Pyriculariaceae.